AUGGAUGCAUGGGAAGAUCCUAACAAUAAUGGCAAUGAUGAAAUUAGAGCAUCAAAAGCCUAUAAAGGAUCUGAUCUUUAUCAGCGAAAUUUUACAGAAAGAAUCGAUGAUACUAUGACAAUGGUACCAGAUGCUAAUGCAUAUACUGAAGAUAGUGCUCAAUUAGAAACAAUUCCUCAAGAAUACUUGGAAGAAUUAAGAUUUAAAUUAUCAAGAAUAAAUUAUUGCAUGAAUAGUGCAGAAAUAGCAGAUAUUCUUCAAAUACUUGAACAAAUAGAUUCAAAAUUCUUAUCAGAAUCUGAUAUCAGAAACAUUGUUCAAUGCUUACCAAAUAUUACAGCGCUAGCACCACAUCAAAAUAUAUUUGAAUUGUUAAACCGGAUAUCUAGUGACCCAGAGAAAGCUCUUAUCUUAUCAGAACUUGAUUACGUUCAGCAAAUUAACUUUUCACAAUUUCCAGAUAUUUCUGACGAAUAUAAGAUUCUAGUUUCUCAAACAGUACUAUAUAUGCUUCGAUGCAACCCAGAUAAUGCAGAAAUUUUUUAUCAAUCAUUUUUCCCAGUUUUUAUUCCUUAUUUUACAGGUCCAAGUCUUUACAAGAGUCCUAGUUUAGCUAUGCAUCUUAAUGUUGCUGAAGCUUUUAUUCCAAUGGUCCACAAAAACGAAUCCGAAAUUUUAUUAAAUAUUUUUAGAACAUUUUUCACAUUCGCCUAUAGAACAACAUCGGAAUGUUUGUUAGCCGAUCUCCAUGGCAUUUGUACAUGCAUUUACACUGUUCCUGACUUUUUGCAAGAAAUCAAAGAUGAACAGUUCUUAAACCAAUUAAAAUACCUUGCUACACGUCGUUGUGUUACAGAUGAUAGGGAUUCACGUGAAGUUCGACAAUAUGCACUUGUUGUUUUCGAAUAUAUUGCUUCAUUUACUAAUGUAAAAUGUCAUGAAUCCGCUUAUAGAGUUAUUGGUGAAUUAUUGAUGGAAAACUUAGAUCAAAGUCAAUCGGAAGUGUGUUCUGAAGCUAUAUUUUUAUUGGGAUUUGCUGUUGCCAAUCAGUAUUUCUUGACAACAGUUGAUUACUUCCCAAUAAUACAGAGGUUCUUCGAUCUAUUCGAGAAUUUGUCUGUUUCAGAUCAAAAAGAAUGGAUUCAAUCAUUUGCAAACAUUUUGUAUUUUGUUCCUCCAAUGAAUUUGGAAGAUUUGGUAACAAAGGAUCAGUUCUUUGAAUUAUUAGAUGAUUGUUUGACUUAUGAUGAGAGUUCGGUUCAAGAAAGAUUCAUCACCGCUCUUCACAGGAUUUUGCUUUCUUCUAACACACUUGCUCAUGCUAUUCUUGAACAUCCAGAAAUUAUUGAUGAUCUUAAUGAUCUUGCUUCAAUGGAUUCUAGUGUUAUUAGAACAAGAAUAGAAGCAAUUAUGAAUAUUAUUAAAAAGGCAGAACAAGAAUAA
Trichomonas vaginalis G3 is the source of this 1443-nucleotide messenger RNA. Its product is annotated as armadillo (ARM) repeat-containing protein family. NCBI's taxonomy places the organism in Eukaryota, Parabasalia, Trichomonadida, Trichomonadidae. Bases 1 to 1443 code for a protein of 480 amino acids. The transcript has a single exon. The record is from RefSeq and is a predicted model, not a curated record.